ACCCUAGUGACGCUGUCCGGAAGUGAAGGUAACAUGGCGGCGCCCGGUCAGCGGCGUAAAGAUGGCGGCCGCGGUGCUAGAGCAGGGGGAGGAUGCUUUCCGAAAGAUGUUCCGCUUCUACCGGAGGAGGAACCCGCCCGCCGACCUGUCCGGGGUGUUGGCGUUCCGUGCCGGAGAACCCAGGCUGCGCCCGGUGGAGCUAAGUGUCGGCGCGGUGUCGGAUCGGGACGCGGGACGCCUGGGUUUGCAGCCGCUGCGGUGCUGGUCAGCUUACCAUGUGGAUGGCUAUCCAGGUUUCCUCUUCAUCGUUAACCCCUUCCUGCCCGGCUGGCAGCAUGGCUGGGUGCGUCAGUGUCUGAAGCUGUAUCCACGGAAACCAAACGUGUGCAACCUGGACCUGCACAUGAGCCUGGAGGGCGACCUGUGGAGCCACAGCCACGCCCAGCUCAGGAAGAAGUGGUCCCAGAGGCGGAGUGAGAAGACGCUGCUGGAGAAGCUUCGCUGGGUGACCCUCGGCUUCCAUUACAACUGGGACACAAAGAAAUACUACAGGGAGCACCACAGCCCGUUCCCCGCCGAUCUGGCGGCGCUGUCGCGCUGCGUCUCUCUUGCCUGCGGCUUCCAUGGCUUCGAGGCGGAGGCUGGGAUCCUGAACUACUACCACAUGGACUCCUCGCUGGGCAUCCACGUGGACGAGUCUGAGCUAGACCACGGCAGCCCCCUCCUGUCCUUCAGCUUUGGACAGUCCAGUAUCUUCCUGCUGGGGGGUGUUAGCAGAGAGGUGGCCCCCACCCCCAUGAUGAUGCACAGUGGUGAUAUCAUGGUAAUGUCUGGUGCCAGCCGCCUUCUAUACCACGCAGUGCCACGGAUCCUGCGCCAUCCUGGAGGGGGCGUGCUACCCCCCUGCUUGUCUGUGCCUCCAUCCAGUGAUGACAGCAGCCCCCUCAUCGAGCCGUGUUCCCCCUCUGAUUGGGAGGCGUGUGAAUCAUAUCUGCAGUCCGCCCGCAUCAAUAUGACCGUGCGCCGCGUGUUGGCGGAGGGGGGCAACUUUCCUGAGGAGGGUGACGCACAGGGUGCAGAGGUCGCCCACAGAGACUCCUAUCACAAUGAGGAGGACGAGCUCCCAGAGGCAGAAGAGCCAGGACUCCCGGAACGCACGAGAACCGCAGCUCAGGACUAAAUGGGGGGGUCUGAAUAAAGAUUUCUAUUUUAUAUGCCACCUAUUGUCGUCUCCUGCCCCACCUACCAACCGCCACGACACCUUACAGGUACUGAUAGCAGAAUAGUGAGUGCAGCUCUGGAGUAUAAUACAGGAU
Messenger RNA from Bufo bufo (common toad), 1316 nucleotides. RefSeq names its product alkB homolog 1, histone H2A dioxygenase (gene ALKBH1). The transcript has 6 exons. The record is from RefSeq and is a predicted model, not a curated record. Gene Ontology annotation, biological process: oxidative RNA demethylation. NCBI's taxonomy places the organism in Eukaryota, Metazoa, Chordata, Amphibia, Anura, Bufonidae. The coding region runs from base 62 to 1180 and encodes 372 amino acids. Gene Ontology annotation, cellular component: cytoplasm; nucleus. Gene Ontology annotation, molecular function: ferrous iron binding; broad specificity oxidative DNA demethylase activity; oxidative RNA demethylase activity.